This is a messenger RNA of Fonsecaea multimorphosa CBS 102226, 495 nucleotides long. RefSeq lists its product as uncharacterized. The record is from RefSeq and is a predicted model, not a curated record. Gene Ontology annotation, cellular component: cytosol; nucleus. Bases 1 to 495 code for a protein of 164 amino acids. Gene Ontology annotation, biological process: intracellular iron ion homeostasis. Gene Ontology annotation, molecular function: 2 iron, 2 sulfur cluster binding. The transcript has a single exon. NCBI's taxonomy places the organism in Eukaryota, Fungi, Ascomycota, Eurotiomycetes, Chaetothyriales, Herpotrichiellaceae.
AUGCAAGUCUAUACGGCUCUGGCAUUGCAAGCUGCCCGCCGAGUCCCGCCUACCAUCAUCCGCGCAAAUAGCAGCAUCACCAGACAAUCACCCUUGCAGCGCCUCCGACUCAGACCACGGCCCUUUCUCUCGCGCUCCUUUUCCAUCACCACGCACUCUUCCUCGAGCAAUUCCCCACCAAUGGCCGCGCACACAGACACUGAAGCCGCAGAGGUCGCCGCCUCCUCCUCCCCACCCAUCACCCCAGAGUACCUCACCGAAAAGCUCAAACAGUCCAUAAAUAUAACCCACAUCAGUAUGGAAGAUAUGUCCGGUGGCUGCGGACAGGCCUUUAAUGCCAUCAUUGUGUCCCCAGAAUUUGAGAAGAAAACGCUGUUGGCAAGGAGUCGGCUGGUCAACGGCGUGCUGAAGGAUGAGAUCAGAGCGAUCCAUGCCUGGACGCCCAAAUGUUUGACCCCGGAGCAGUGGGAGAAGGAGAAGGAGAGGAUAGGGUGA